Molecule: messenger RNA, 771 nt
Organism: Episyrphus balteatus (marmalade hoverfly)
Lineage: Eukaryota; Metazoa; Arthropoda; Insecta; Diptera; Syrphidae
Gene: ND-SGDH
Product: NADH dehydrogenase [ubiquinone] 1 beta subcomplex subunit 5, mitochondrial
Exons: 4
Coding region: 117-668 (183 amino acids)
Source: RefSeq, a predicted model, not a curated record
AUCAAAAAACUUCAAAACUGUCACCAAAAAAAUUCUAGUCUCGCGAUAAUCCGAACUUUUUUUGGUGAUUUUUUAUUUGCACCCCAGAGUUAAAAUAAAUAAUCCAUUAUAAAAAAAUGGUCGUGUUUAGCAGCCUCGUUCGUUCCGCUGGAGCCUUUUCCCAAUAUCGUGGCAUCCUCAACUCUCCCGUAGCUAAAUAUGCUAUCCAAAACCAAUUGAGACAAAUGAGUGGACAUAAAUUCGAAAUCACACCAUCUAGAUUCCAAUGGCACAAAUUCAAGGAUAUGCUUCAUUUUUAUGUUAUGCUCGGUUUGAUUCCAAUGACAGCCGUUAUAUUGUAUGCUAAUAUUUUUGUUGGUCCAGCUACUCUAACUGAAAUCCCAGAAGGUUAUACUCCAAAAUAUUAUGAAACUCAAAAGAAUCCAAUUACACGUUUCAUUGCGCGAUACAUCUUCCCAUCGCCCCAACAAGAAUACGAGAAGAUGUGCCAUCAUCUUUAUGAAGAGAAUGAAAAAGCUCAAAUUAGGGCAUUGGAAAAGGCAGUUCGUGCUAAAAUGUCUGAACGUAACGAUUACAAAGCCUACUACUACCGCCCAGCCAUUGCCAAGUAUCACAGGAUUUCCAAAGAAGCCGCAGAUCAUUUGGAAUCACUUCGGGGCGACAAUUAAACUCUAUAACAUCAUGGCUAUAUAUGUCUAUUCAAAUAGUAUAAUACAGUUAUAGAAAUAAACAUGAAAUUGUUAUAUUCUUCGAAAUAUGACUUAAAAUAUA